Messenger RNA from Apis laboriosa (Himalayan honeybee), 1198 nucleotides. RefSeq lists its product as uncharacterized. Lineage: Eukaryota; Metazoa; Arthropoda; Insecta; Hymenoptera; Apidae. The transcript has 3 exons. The record is from RefSeq and is a predicted model, not a curated record. The coding region runs from base 644 to 1135 and encodes 163 amino acids.
CAUAUAAUACAGAACAACAUACAUAUAUAUCUUCUAAUAUGUCUAGUCUUAUCAUAAAGAAAAGGAAAAAAGAAGAAGCAAAAGUAAUGUCUUUACAACAUUUCAAAAAAGUUUCUUCAUUUGUGAAUAUUGUGAAUUUUAAAUGUGAAUAAAUUUAAAUAUAUGAUAAAUGUAUAAAUUCAAUAUAUUAUAUCUUAAAUCUUUAGAUGAUUAAAAAAAUUUAUUUCUUCUUUAUUAUUACUUACAUUAUUUUACUUUGUUAUAUAUGUUGUUUUGGAUUUGUGCAGUAAAUUCUAGUAGGCUAACUCGAUUGUCUUUUGUCAAAAACUGUAGUCAAUUGACAAAAUGAUCCACUGAAGUAUCAUACUUCUUAUAAACAUAUUAAAAAAUGUUUAUUUAUUUGAUAGCUCCGGUGGCUACAUUAUUUUUUAUUUUUGGACUCUUAAACAUUAAGUGUUUGUAAGUGAAAUUAUACCAUAUUUCAAGCAAUUUUUCUAGUAAAAAAUAUUUUUUCUUUAGAUAUAAUUGGUUACUAGCAUCUUUACGAUGUUCGCUGACUCUAUACAAUGGGUUGAUAUGUAGACCUGCCAUCCAAACGUCAUUAAAUGAAGAUUUUGAAAGUAAUUUAACAAUUGAGAGUCCUAUGGCUGUAAUCAGUGAUAAGGCAGAAUAUGAAGAUCUUUUAGCACAAAGCUUAACAAUUAGUAAUAAUGAAAGAUUAUCAGAUAUCCAUUUGGGAGAAACCGGAAGUAAAUCAAGAAAUGUAAAUCUACCACGAUAUUCGUUUGAAGAUAUAAUAUCAGAGAAAAAAGAUAAAGAUCUUGGAUUACCUGUCAUGAGAACUCUACAAUUAGAAUUAAUGCAAGAUGAUACUAUACGAACUAAACAAGAAGGAAAGGAGAGUAUAUUUGAAACAUUAAAAAAUUCUAUUGAAAAAAGUAAUUAUUCAUCUCCUCGGUUAAAUACUAGACAAAUAUAUAAUAUGAUCUUGAAAGAAACUCUGAAAGAAAGUGAAGCGAGACAAAAAUUGUCCGACAAUGAUAAGUUCAAUGAAGUGUCGCCAAUCGAAAUAAAGGAACAUCUUCCAUCAUCGUCGGAAAAUAAACCUGAAUUAGAAAAUAAUAUAAAUAAAUAAUCGAAAUGUAAUUAAAUUUUAAAAAGUAAUGUAUAUCAAAAAUAAAAAUAUACCUUAAAAAAC